GCGGGCGGCUGUGCGCAGGCGCGGCGGUCGCGCGGCGGUCGGUCGGUGGAGCAGCCGGCAGCCAUUGUCGCCGCGGCCGCAGAGCGGUUCUCUCACGGCCAGCAGGACUCGCCGCUCCGCGACGCACCAACCUUAAUAUGAGUGGCUGCCGUGUCUUUGUUGGACACUUGAGCUCACGUGCUCGUGAACGGGAUGUAGAGAAGUUCUUCAAAGGAUAUGGUCGCAUACGAGAAAUCCAUCUAAAAAAUGGAUUUGGGUUUGUGGAAUUUGAAGACCACAGGGAUGCUGAUGAUGCAAUUUAUGAACUAAAUGGUAAAGAGCUGUGUGAUGAAAGGGUCACCAUUGAACAUGCUCGAGCCCGAAGAGGAAGGGGAAGAUUCUCCCAGCGCUUCAGUUAUUAUCAGUCUCAGAGUGGAUCUAGCCGGUAUGGGCCUCCUGUUCGUACUGAACACAGGAUCAUUGUUGAAAACCUUUCAUCCCGUAUCAGCUGGCAGGACUUGAAAGAUGUCAUGAGAAAGGCAGGGGAGGUCACCUAUGUGGAUGCACACAGAAACAACAGGAAUGAAGGGGUUGUGGAGUUUGCAUCUUACAGUGACAUGAAGAGUGCACUGGAAAAACUGGAUGGCACUGAGCUGAAUGGACGCAGAAUUAAACUGACUGAAGACCACAGAAGGCAUAGAAGCAGAUCUCGAUCAAGGAGUUACUCAAGAUCUCGCAGCAGGUCCAGGUCUACAGGAUCUUCCAGAUCGGACAGCCGGUCCCGGUCCAGGUCAAGGUCCCGGUCCAGGUCCAGGUCUCGCUCUCGAUCCCGAUCUCGCUCUCGAUCCCGCUCUCGUUCUCGCAGUCGUACUCCUAAAAAGAGUUACUCCCACAAAAGCCACCGCUCCAGCUUGAUAGCUUCUUCCCCUUCUCCCUCGUCUUCUAAAAGAAAAUCUCGUUCUAGGUCGAGCUCUGCUCAUAGCCGUAGUUAACCUGCUUUGAGAGAUGUAUUAAUUAAUUUGAUUCAAGUUUCUUGAAGACUUGAGACAAGUUAUAUAUGAGAUCUGGGAGGGGAAGAGUUAACAUGAUGAAAGGGUGACCUCCUCUUACAUUGCCAAAGUGCCUGUCAUCAAAUAGGCCAUCUCUGUGAGGAGGGGCUGGCUGUCAGCUUUCUUCUUUCAGUGAAGUCUGGAGUGGGAAGUCUUUUUUAUUUUUUCCCCUGCUAUUAGUAAACAUUUCUAUCAUAGAUAUAUUAUGUACACAUAAUGCUGAGGUAAUGGGAUGAGACAAUACGCUGCUUUCUCCCUCUCUUGCCCCUACUUUCCCCUCCACCUCCAAGGCCUUUGACUUCCAAAAUACUAUGUUAGCUUUUGUCCUUGGUAUUAAGUCUGAGAACAGGAAGUAUAGAUUUAAUUCCUUUAAGGUUCUGUGGCUACUUUUCUGUGCGAGAAUGAAUGGACCAGAUUAAAUUAGUUUAGAGUUCCCUGUUUUCCCUGUUGCUUGGCUUAACAGGCUGUUUAAGUUCCAGCUUUACAUGACCUUGACAAUAUGCUUAAUUUGUAAAAGACUUUCAGGAAUACAUAUUGGUUAGUUGAAUAUUGGUCACUUGGAUAAUGAAAGCUGGAAUGUUCUGUUAAAAUGAGAAGUACCAUCCAGAUGUCAGGUUUAUUGGGAAUCCAUUAUAAUAAUUUUACAGUAAUUCACUAGUAUGUGGUAUUGUAUGUAUAGGCCUUAUUUGACAGGUGACUUCAUAAAACUGCACAGAAAUGUCAAUAUGCAUGUCCAUGUUUUUGAUGUUUAUAAAAGUGACAUAGCUUUCAUACCCAAAAGUGUGAUACUGAAUAACAUGUGUAUGACUAGCAAUAGUCUUGAUGGAAAGGAAGGUUAUUUUAGUAAUGAGAGCAGCAGAAAGAAUUCCCAGGAAAAGUGUAGUCAAAAUCUCCGGAAUGCACAGUUGUUUUAAUUAAUAGAAAUUUCCACUGCAAAUACUGUUGUUCUUACAAUUUGGAAUUAGAUUUUUUUUUAACUUCUGUAUUGUCAAAGAAGGGAAACAUUUUUGGAAAAAAUAUGUAAAUUAAUCCCAAAGUCUUACAUGUAUUUAAAUGUACCAUUCCUAAUAAAAUCAAACCUUUUUCUGGCUUAUUUGGCA
Messenger RNA from Lonchura striata (white-rumped munia), 2128 nucleotides. RefSeq names its product serine/arginine-rich splicing factor 5. Gene Ontology annotation, cellular component: cytoplasm; nucleus. Lineage: Eukaryota; Metazoa; Chordata; Aves; Passeriformes; Estrildidae. The record is from RefSeq and is a predicted model, not a curated record. Gene Ontology annotation, molecular function: mRNA binding.